CUGUCAAAAAGUUUAAACCUUCCCCACUUCAUUAAAUACCACCGAUUGAUCUUCUCAUCCAAAUUCCUAUGCCCUCUCCACCAAAAUGCUCUCCGCAUCUCAACCUCAAUCCAUCUCUUCAUCUCCAAUUCCUAUAAUGCGCCAUGGGUAAGGCUGCUAGGUGGUUCCGUUCGCUUUUCACCUCCAAAAAGCCCCCGGCGAAGGGAAACAAGAAGAAUAAGUGGAAUCCCUCCGAUUCCCUCGAUGCUUCCCUCAACUUCAAGAAUUACGCCGAGGACCCCAUGGCCAGUCCCUACAUUGACGGAAUAGACGCCAACAAGCAUGCAAUAGCGGUGGCCGCUGCCACGGCGGCUGUCGCCGAGGCGGCGCUGGCUGCAGCCCAGGCCGCCGCUCAGGUGGUUCGGUUGACCAGCGGCAGUGGGAGUGGGAGAACUGCACCAAACAUUGCUGAUCGGAGGUCUGUAUUGGCCGCAGUCAAGAUUCAGUCUGCUUUCCGAGCUUAUUUGGCUAAGAGAGCGUUGAAGGCCCUUAAGGGAUUAGUAAAGCUUCAAGCCCUGGUGAGAGGGCACAUUGUGAGAAAGCAAAGCACAGAUAUGCUCUACCGCAUGCAAACAAUGGCCAAGAUCCAGGCUCGAGCCUCUGCACAUCGAUCUUACACAGAUGCCAGAAUUAACUUCUUCAGUAGUUCUAGUCAUACAGGCGUGGGAAGCAUUGGAAAAAACGCAGAGAUGUCAAAUACUUUGAAACAUGGUGGAUCUCUUAUUAAGCAACAGCAUUCAAGAUCACAUAUUGGAAACAACGUCAACAAAGAGAAGCCACAUCAAGCUUCAAGAUGGUUAAAUCACUGGAUGGAACAAAACGCGCGGAACAACCUUCAUGAUGAGGCCUCCCUAGAGAGUGGGAAUGCUGAUGAUGAGAGAAAUGACAAGAUACUGGAGAUAGAUACAUGGAAGCCUCGCCAGAAAACCGGUGGUGACAACAGAGCAAUUCCUAACUCCCACAAUUUCUCAGCAUGGAAGAAUAAUGACUUAGGACAUGACUAUUCAAAGAGAGUUUUCUCAAAGCUUCAAAAACCGAAUCCUAGCAUAUCAUCCGAGGAAGCAAGGACUGCUGACAACAGCCCAAGAGUACACUCAGCUUCGUCCAGACGAACCAGCAACCUAAGGGGCCCAUUCACUCCUGCGCGGAGCGAGUGCUCAAGAAGUGUUUUUGGUGAUUAUCUUAGCCACCCCAGUUACAUGGCAAAUACCGAGUCAUCUCGUGCUAAAGUCAGGUCUCAUAGCGCGCCCAAGCAGAGAACAACAAAGCAGGAGGAGCUCGCCUUGAACGCUACACAUGGCUGUGAUCCUUGGAAUAUGGACACUAUCUCAGAAAGGGGAUCUGCAUUUAGCAACACAUAUAUGUACUCUGGUCUUUUAAAGAGGCCGGGGACCCCCAGAAACAAUGCUGGCUACAGUAGUAGGGCCUACAGAUAAAUUUCUUUGCCAUGAUUUUUGUCUGAGCUACAUCAUAAAAGUCUGUGUGUGCAGAAGAUUCACGUAUUGUAAGGCAUGAAAAUUGUUGGUAGAACUUAUGGUAAGAACUAAGGAGUAGUUUGGAGAAAAGAGCUCAUGAUUUUCUUGUUUCUUGAAGUUGGCUUCGUAAGUGUGUUUUGUUUGUGAUCAGAAAUUGUUUGUAAGAAUAGAUUGAGCUCGUGUUUAUUUCCAACCAUAAUAAACAAUAUUGCACAUAUUUGAUUUGUA
Messenger RNA from Salvia splendens (bonfire salvia), 1742 nucleotides. Its product is annotated as protein IQ-DOMAIN 25. The record is from RefSeq and is a predicted model, not a curated record. Bases 144 to 1475 code for a protein of 443 amino acids. The transcript is spliced from 4 exons. Gene Ontology annotation, molecular function: protein binding. Lineage: Eukaryota; Viridiplantae; Streptophyta; Magnoliopsida; Lamiales; Lamiaceae.